Trachymyrmex cornetzi is the source of this 1189-nucleotide messenger RNA. RefSeq lists its product as uncharacterized. Lineage: Eukaryota; Metazoa; Arthropoda; Insecta; Hymenoptera; Formicidae. The transcript is spliced from 4 exons. The coding region runs from base 11 to 1144 and encodes 377 amino acids. The record is from RefSeq and is a predicted model, not a curated record.
CCGUUCAAAGAUGCAGGCUGCCGGGACGCUGCGUGGUACCAGGGCUAUCUCCCUUUUGAUACUCCUGGUACCUCUCAUUAGCUAUGCCUAUUCGAGUCCCAUUCAAUAUUUGCCUAGCAUCCCGGGCUAUAUUCCCGUUUAUAUAAGAUACGGAGAUGAACCGUUGGAGGGAAUAAAUCCCGAAUUGGCUGAAGCUUUCGGAGAGACAUCAAAUUCGAUCAAGAGUUUGCAGAAGAUAGAUCACACACUCGCUCAUGACAAUUUCAAAGACGACGGCAUAGACAUACUUUUGGAAGAAUCAAAAAAGGAACAUGAUUAUCCGUUGCAUGUUCGAGCAGCGGAAAGUCGUUCAUUCGCCACUGCCAACGAUAACCAGUCAGGGGACUCUAACAAACCAAAGCUUCUAACCAUUUAUACACUACCUGAUGAUAAUGAAAGUAGGCCACGUAGACGUUAUCGAGGAAGAUCUAGGCAAAAGAGUUCUAGAAAACGACCCGAAUUUAAGGUUAACCCACUCUCUGACGAGGAAACAGAAGAGUUGAAAAAACUGGCGAUCGAGGUGGAAAAAGAAGAGACCAAACCGAAUGAACUCUACGCUCCAAGUCCCAGACAUUCUGGAUCGUCCAAGAAUACACACAAUCAACAUAGAACGUACAAUUUUAUCGCGCCAAUGAAAGUGCAAGUUCCAUUCGAUGAAACCUUGGCAGAUGUGCCAAAAAUUUCUCAAAACGGUGACUUUUCACAAUUGGGUUACGAUAUUGUUACACCCGCAGCGGAGGAAGAGGAACUGCCAAUUAAAGGGCAAGGUCCAGCUACAAUUUGGUCUAAUGUAAAUAAAUUAUUGCCUAUUGAUUUGCCAAACGAAAAUGAAGCCAAUAAAGAUUUUACAUCUAAAAUUGAAAAAAUUCAAGAGAAACCACUCGAUGUGAAGAUAGAUCUGCUAGAAGUACCUCAAGAUACAGAUUGUUCGAAAUCUUUGAAUGAAUACAAUGUCGCUACAAUUGAUAAAAAGGAACCGCCUUUUAAAAUACUAAAUCCAACAAAAAUUUUGUCAAAUGUAGAUAAAAUCUCACCCAUCAAUUUUCCAAAUCAAAAUGAAAUGAAAGACUUCACACAGCCUACCGACGAAAAUGCAAUGGAUUAGAUGUUUAAAACUUUUUAAGCUCAAUUCUUUUAUAAUUUAUUUGUU